CUAAAAAUGGUGAUAUCGUGAGUUGUUGAAAGGAACCGUAUUUUUUAUAAGAUUCAAUCAUAGUAAUUUACUCUGACAGAAAGAUGGCGUAGCUCUAUCUCUUUUACCCUUACAAUGCAUAUUUCAGAAUGUUUAAAUGUUCAAAUUCAACAUCAAAGGAUUUGAUUGCAUGGGUCYUUGUACUACUAGUGCUUUCUCGAGGACUUGAACUUACGUCUUCAGAAAGGACUUGUACAAGUGGAUUGGGAUACGAAUGCAAUACCAUCGAAGGAAAUGGAGUGUCAUGUGUGCUGGGAUGUAAUGUGUCUAUCACCCAAAUAAUUUCUCCCGAUAACUGCUCUCAAUUGUGCUGCAAAGUCUGCUAUUCUGAUUGUAUCGAGUGCAUCUACUCAAGAAUUCUARCUUUCUGUAUGAGAAAUGCUUCUUCGUGGAYGCAGGACAAUUUUAACAAAGAAUCACAUGAAUUUAAAGYAUUGAAYAAAGAUCUUCAAACCUCAAUAAAGACCAUUGCACCGCUAAAUGGGAAUUAUACUCUGUUCAGAACAGACAUUUUAAGUCUGGAAUGGUGYUCAAGUAAGAAGAACAGUGUCCAAGUCUAUCUCAAGGUAAUGAUAAACAACCGUGACAAACUUGGGGUCAUCAUCAACAAUAUUAGAAAUGCAACUUUGGAUGGGAAGUUAGAUAAAUUAUCAUUGAUACAAAAUUUCUUUGAAGUGAUGGAUGAAAGKACAUACCAUGAUAUAAUGCGGUCAAAAGAGAACAGAAAAGAAGAAAGAUUGGAUGUUGUAGAACUUGUAGUAACUUGUGUAGCAGCCUUUAUUGUUACGCUUUCUAUUGCUUGGUGUUUGUUYUAUCUGUGUACCACUCCUGCUGAAAGAGAAAGAUGUAAAUGYUGUGGGUGUUGCAGGAAGAACAGAACAGCUCAUGCAUAAUCAAGACAUCCAUGAUCAUGUUGUAAAAAGGAUGUUGCCUAAAUUUUAUUAAYUACCGUAGAAUCUUUGAAGUCAAUAAAUAUUUAUACUCUUUAUUAGGUGUAAACCAUUURCACAACCAUACCCRAAAACUGGGGUUGAUCAAAAUGUUAAAUAUUUGGCAGUGAUACACAGUGRUUUAGUAAUUAUCUAUAGGUACUUUUCCCUUAAUAUUCUCCAUCCAACACUACAACUACAUCCGUGCCUUCACCUAAUGUAAGAGUAAGCCUGUAGGGAGGCUUACAAAAAAGUCUCCACAAAAUUUAAAUGAUAGUGAAGGAGAUGAAAUCAGUCAUGAAAGCUUUCCAAUCUUGUAAAACAUUUGUAAAUGUAGCUAUUGAUAACAUUUGUAUUCACUUACAUAGACAGCUAUACUAUGUCKCUCCAACUAGUUGUCUCUUCAUUCUUAUAGGAAACUUCACAYUACAUAUUUUGGAAUAAAUCUUUAUUAAUCAGAUCCAGCAAUAAACAAGCACUUCUAUUCACAA
This is a messenger RNA of Exaiptasia diaphana, 1459 nucleotides long. RefSeq lists its product as uncharacterized. The record is from RefSeq and is a predicted model, not a curated record. Lineage: Eukaryota; Metazoa; Cnidaria; Anthozoa; Actiniaria; Aiptasiidae. The transcript has 2 exons. The coding region runs from base 129 to 932 and encodes 267 amino acids.